Molecule: messenger RNA, 804 nt
Organism: Theobroma umbraticum
Lineage: Eukaryota; Viridiplantae; Streptophyta; Magnoliopsida; Malvales; Malvaceae
Product: FCS-Like Zinc finger 17-like
Source: RefSeq, a predicted model, not a curated record
GCUGCUAUUAAAUAUCCAUCACUCCUGCAUUUCCGAAAUCUCUCUCAAUUCUCAUCAAUUUUUUUCUUCUCAUCUUUGUCUCUCUGCGUAGUCCUCCGUUCAUUGUUCUGUAAACAGCAAUGGUUCUGAAACCUAGGAGCCCCUUCAAGCUGGAAGGAGAGAGUGAGGAGGGCAAGAACAAGCCUGCAUAUGCGAGCUCUACCAAGAGCUCACCGGUUGUUGUUGGGUUGAGAAUCCUUACACAAAUUUCGCAGGGAAAAUCUAAUGUUGUUGUUAAAUCUGCAUUGAAAUUUAGCCUUCCCACCUGUAAAAAGCAUCAUGGCCAUCCCGACGGUGGGUCGCCGGCUGACCAAUCUUGCUUUCUCAAAUCAUGUCAUCUAUGCAACAAGAACUUAAGCCUAGAUAAAGAAGUUUACAUGUACAGGGGUGACCAAGGCUUUUGCAGCAUAGAGUGCAGGGACAGGCAAAUUGUUUUGGAUGAAAUGAAGGAACUCGAAGUAUCUACUAAACAAAUGCUGGGAUCUUAUAGGCACUGUAGCUCCUCCGGCCUCCGUGAGACAAGCGUCCUUCUAGAGGAUCUCCGCCGGAGAAAUAAAGCACCUCAUCAAAUCCGAAAGCAUUGGGCAAUAGUCUCAUAAUAAUUCACUAAGUUCAUAUAUAUAUAUAUAUAUAUAUAUAUAAAGCCGAAGCUAAUGCAGCAGAGGGGUGUAUUUGAUUAUCGGAUCGAGAUUUCUUUUCUAUAAAAGAGAAGAAAGAUUUUCAUAUCAUAUAUACAACUUUUAUUUCCUUUGUUUUUCUUGUUCA